Messenger RNA from Juglans regia (Persian walnut), 2215 nucleotides. Its product is annotated as pentatricopeptide repeat-containing protein At2g36980, mitochondrial. Bases 321 to 2192 code for a protein of 623 amino acids. The record is from RefSeq and is a predicted model, not a curated record. Lineage: Eukaryota; Viridiplantae; Streptophyta; Magnoliopsida; Fagales; Juglandaceae. Gene Ontology annotation, molecular function: RNA binding; protein binding. The transcript has a single exon. Gene Ontology annotation, biological process: RNA modification.
CUCACAAAUUUUAAUCUCAUUUUACAUCCACGGCCAAGAGCGUAAAUUUCCGGCAGACAGGAAAGGAAGAAAACGAAAACCAAGGACUCAAGGAGGGACGAAAAUAUAAAUGCGUAAAUGGUGAGCUGUUUUCCGUAACCGGGCAAAAAGGCCUAGUGCUCUUUCCUCGCCGCGCCAGAGUGCCCUGCUGUUGUUACUCAGAGUUUACGAGGGAGUUUGGCCUCAUUACCGAGGCGAAGGAGAGAUUCGAAACUCCUAACCGCAUUAAAAAAUGACUCGCAUACCUUAACAUGGUUCUUUGAAUUGUGAAAUACAAUGAUAUGCACUCCGAUUUGUUCCAUAUUACAUCUAAGAUCGCAGACCUUGCCCGAACAGGUCGAAUUAAAUGCGCUCGGAAACUGUUCGACGAGAUGUCCCACAGAGAUACAGUCGCUUGGAACGCAAUGCUCACUGGCUAUUCUCAACUGGGUCUUCACCAAGAGGCGCUUUCUCUUUUCGGCCACAUGAGAGUCGCCAACACCAAACCCGAUCAUUACUCGUUCACUGCAACUUUGAGUGCGUGUGCAGCUGCGUGUGACCUUACAUACGGAAUAAAAGUCCAUGCUUUGGUUAUUGUUUCAGGUUUCCGAACUUCAUUACCCGUCGGUAACUCGCUAAUUGACAUGUAUGGGAAAUGUUCGAGUCCUUCUAGAUCUAGAAAAGUUUUUGAAGAAAUGCAAAGCAGGAAUGAAGUAACAUGGUGCUCACUUUUGUCUGCGCAUGCAAAUUCUUGUCAAUUCGAGCCUGCUCGUGACGUGUUUUACAUGAUGCCGAAAAGAGUAGAAAUCGCUUGGAAUAUUAUGAUUGCUGGUCUUGCUCGAUGUGGUGAAGUUGAAUUAUGUUUGAAUUUGUUUAAAGAGAUGCGAGAGAGUUUGUGUUGGCCAGACCAGUGGACAUUGAGUGCCCUCAUGAAUGCGUGUUCUGAAUCAUCUGAAUUCUCAUACGGAUGCAUGGUGCAUGGAAUUAUUAUUAAGACUGGUUGGAUCUCUGCAGUGGAGGCAAAGAACUCAGUUUUAAGCUUUUAUGCUAGACUAUGUUGCCAGGAUGAUGCUAUGAAGGUGUUUCAGUCCCUCAAAACGCUAACUCAGGUUUCUUGGAAUGCGAUCAUUGAUGCCCAUAUGAAAGUAGGGGAUACCCAGGAGGCCCUUCUUGUUUUUCAGAAAUCGCCUGAGAAUAAUCUCGUUUCAUGGACAUCUAUGAUCACAGGGUACUCACGAAAUGGGCAUGGAGAUAAAGCUCUUUGGUUCUUUGUCGAUAUGGUGAGAAAUGGUGUUCAGCCUGAUGAUUUUUCAUUUGGUGCAGUCCUUCAUGCAUGUUCUAGCCUGGCAAUAGUAGGGCAUGGUAAAAUGGUUCAUGGUUGCAUAAUUCACUCCGGUUUCCAUGCUCAUGUCUAUGUUGGCAACGGGUUGAUUAACAUGUAUGCUAAGUGUGGUGAUUUAGAAGGGUCAAGCCGUGCAUUUAAUGAGAUUCUUAACAAGGACCUGGUCUCUUGGAAUGCAAUGUUGUUUGGUUUUGGAUUACAUGGACGUGCAAGCCAAGCUCUAUGGCUUUAUGAACAAAUGAUAGAAUCUGGUGUAAAACCAGACAAAGUGACUUUCAUCGGCCUGUUGAUGACUUGCAGUCACCUAGGGCUUAUAGAGAAAGGUCGCUUUUUCUUUCAAUCAAUGGGUUCAGUUCAUGGGAUUUCUCAUGAAAUGGAUCAUGUGACAUGCAUGGUGGACAUGCUUUCCCGAGGUGGGUUCUUGGCAGAAGCAACAGAGUUGGCUAAUAUGUACACAGGAACAGGGAGUACGGAAACCUGCUCGUCUGAGGUUCUGCUUGGAGCAUGUCAUGCGCAUGGGGAUGUAGGUUUAGGGACAUACAUUGGGGAAGCUUCAAAGAUUUUAGAUUCUCAGAAGGAGGUAGGUUAUGUGGUUUUGUCAAAUCUGUAUUGUGCAAGUGGGCAGUGGAAGGAAGCAGAGAUGAUUAGAAAGGCAAUGUCGGAUCACGGUGUGAAGAAAAGGCCUGGUUGUAGUUGGAUUGAGGCACGAAACAAGGUGACUGCUUUUGUUGCUGGGAGCCAUUCACAUCCAUACCUGCAAGAUAUCUGUAAAAUUUUGCACAUCCUUGAAUUUGAAAUGAAAAAUCCAUCCUUUAUUGGUUUUGAAAAUUGAAAGAUUUCGGAUUGUAGGAUCAA